AUGGCAGAUUUAAAGCCGUUUGAACCAGAAAACAAUUUAGAAAUUAAGACAAAAAGUAUCGAACAAACACUGUUACCUUUAGUAAAACAGAUUUCAACUUUAGUUAAUGUUAGAGACAGAGGAGUUAUUUCAGAAAGAAAUUUACGAGUGGUUGCAAGAGUUGGUCAAGCUGUUAAUUUGGCUGUCGAAAGAUUUGUCACUGUCGGUGAAACAAUUGGAGAUGGAAAUUCUGAAAUUAAACUUGAUAUGUAUGAGGCUUGCAAAGAAGCCAGGGAAGCAGGCGCAGGAAUUGAAAAAUUAUGUGAAAUGGAAGAAUGUUUAACGGAAAGAGGUGCUGUUGUCAGAGCGGCAAGAGCUUUACUAGCUUCAGUUACCAGAGUUUUGCUUUUAGCUGACAUUGUUGUUGUAAAACAGUUAUUACUUGCCAAAGAUAAGGUAACUAGGAGUUUGGGAAGAUUAGAAAAUGUUACAAAUUUUACAGAAUUUGUAAAAGCUUUUAGUCAGUUUGGAGCUGAAAUGGUUGAACUUGCUCAUUUAACAGGUGAUAGACAAAAUGAUACCAAAGAUGAAAGAAGGAGGGCUCAAAUGCAAGCAGCGAGACAAGUAUUAGAAAGGUCUACCAUGAUGUUACUAGUUUCUUCCAAAACUUGCUUAAGGCAUCCUGAAUGUCAUUCAGCCAGAGAAAACAGGGAUACAGUAUUUUGUCAGAUGAGAAGAGCUAUGGACUUAAUACAUUAUGUUGUAAAAGAUGGAGUUUUAGAUCCUAACGAAAUUAGUUGCAGUGAAGAGUGGGAAGCAAAUAGAACAAUCCAUGGUGCAUUGCAAAGGUUGGAAGGACUUGUACAAACAGCAUUGCUUGCUGCCCACUGUCAGGAAGGACUAACUGAAGCUUUAGAGACAAUCAUUGAGAGAGCACAAGACUUUACAGAUUCUGCUAAUACAAGUCAUGAACACAGAGAAAGAAUAUUAGAAUAUAUACAACUAGCCAAAAUAAAAUUAGAUGCUCUUUUAAAUUCUGAAUGUGCCAUCGAUGGAACUUCUCCAAGUGAUGAGACGGAAAGAACAGUUGAAUUUUUAUUAAAUAAUUUAAGAGACUUGAGGCGACAGUUGCAAGAAACCGCAUUCAUGCAGGCAGGCGAAUUAGAAAAUGUAAUAAGGCAAGGUUCAGCGGCUUUAGAUGGUUUAAAAAAUUUAGCAUUGGGAGCUGAUUUAGAUCGUUUAGAAGUUUUUGGGGAUCGUUUUGCAGAACACACGGAUCACAUCUUGGAAAUAUGCAAAUUAGUGAGGCAUAUGGCUCCGUACGAUUCGCUUCAAGUGACGGCCAAAUAUAUUGAAAUAAAUGUUAAAGUUUACGCUCCCCAAGUUUUAAGUGCCGCAAAUACAUUAGCCAUUUACCCGACGUCAAAAAUAGCAAAGGAAAAUUUAGAAGUUUUUAUUGAUAUGUGGCAAGCGUUGGCUGCUGACGUAACAUCAGUUACGAAAGAAAUAAUUGACGUCUGCAAGGGAAAAGAUUUAAAACAUGUUUAUAUGAGUCUUCCAAGGCCUGGAAAACACGGUACGACAAGCAAACCCGUAAAAGCAUCUAAAUUAGAUUCAGAAGAACAAGCCAAAAUAGCCAAAUCAGGGUUAGAAAUGAAAAUGAUGACGAAUGAAAUGGAAGCCGAGGCUGACAAAUGGCGACAGGAUGAUAAUGACAUUGUUAAGAGAGCAAAAAAUAUGUCGACCAUGGCUUUUUCAAUGUAUCAAUUCACAAAAGGAGAAGGUACAUUAAAAACGACUCAGGAUUUAUUUACUCAAGCCGAAUAUUUUGCAGAGGAAGCCAAUCGGCUUUACAAAGUAGCACGACAGUUUUCAUAUCAGGUACCUGCGGGUUCUCACAAAAUGGAACUUUUAGAAAGUUUAUCAGGUGUUCCGACUCACGUUCAGCAACUUCAGUUCACGGUAAAAGAUCCCACAGUUGGGAAAACGGCAACGUUUACCAAAGUUGACCUAGUCAUACACGAAACGAAAAGUUUAAUGAACAUUAUUUCUAAAGUAGUGACAAACUGUUUCGUUUGUUGCAAUAAGUACAACAUUGACUUGAGGGGAAUAUGCGUCGGGAACAGAGGGAUUUCCGGUGGAGAUGAUGAUGGGAGUUGCGGGGGAACUGGGGGAGGUGGCGAUGGUAAAUUGGGAACGGCAGGAGCUUCCGAUCCCAGCAUAUGA
Pediculus humanus corporis (human body louse) is the source of this 2205-nucleotide messenger RNA. RefSeq names its product alpha-catulin, putative. Gene Ontology annotation, biological process: Rho protein signal transduction; cell adhesion. Lineage: Eukaryota; Metazoa; Arthropoda; Insecta; Psocodea; Pediculidae. The record is from RefSeq and is a predicted model, not a curated record. The transcript has 12 exons. The coding region runs from base 1 to 2205 and encodes 734 amino acids. Gene Ontology annotation, molecular function: actin filament binding; cadherin binding.